CUUCAUAGCAUGACCAUUCUUACAGUACGGAGCCCCAUAGCCUGACUGCUUUUACAGAAGAGACCUCCAUAGUGUGACCACUCUUACUGCAGCCUUACAGUAGGGACCUUACAGUAGACAGUUUCAUAGUGUGACUUUUCUAACAGUAGAGAACCCUUCAUUUUUGGCAAUAUAAAGCCGUUCUGUCCUGUAGUUGUAGUGUUUGCCCCCUGGUUAUGGUUACACUAUAGGGCAUAACCCUUAGGCCGAUUUCUGUUCGUACUAUUGCUAUAAUUGCAUGUAGUGAUUGGGUCGACCCCGAGACGUCUUCUCUAUAAGCACAAUAACCUUAAUUUUUGUUGUCUUUCUUUGCCCCACAGUCCGCCGUUUGCUAAAUCCCUGUGACUUCCGUCUCAGGAUCUAUGGUCAGAUGAUCUUGGCUUUGGCAAUGGCAAUAAUGUGAGAAGAUUGAACUUGUUUGGACAAAGCAAUAGUUAAACCUCACUUGAGGGCCUCUAUCAGAUCUGGUCUGUUGUCAAUACAUGUGCAAAGAUGGUGUGCUGAGACAAGUGCCAAUGAUGACCAGACUCCUCCUUUUCCUUUUGUCCUUACCUCUCACCAUGGAGCAGGUCCCCAGCUGCAGACUGCGAGGAUGGGAGAUGGAUCCUUUCACCCAGCCUGGAGAUGUUCUCAUUGCAGGGCUUUUCCUGGUCUACUCUGGAUAUGACUUUUCAACACCGAGCUUCCAUGACUGGCCUCAGCCUGUGUCCUGUAAGGGGUUCCACAUCCGUUAUUACAGGGAUGUUCUUGGCCUCAUAUUUGCAAUUAAUGAAAUUAACAAUUCUCCAGACCUUCUGCCUAACAUCACUCUUGGCUACAGCCUCCUCCACUCCUGCAUGUCUGAGCUGCGAGCCAUCGGAGGGUCACUGUCCAUGAUGUCUGGUGCUGGAAGUCCAAUCCCCCGUUAUGAUUGUCAUAAGACAUCGGCAAUUGCUGGGAUUAUUGGAGAUAUGACCUCAUCUCUGUCGCUUCCUACAGCUCAGAUCCUGGGGGUUCACUCUUACCCACAGAUCAGUCAUGGAGCCUCCACUGCAGUGUUGAGUAAUAAAGUGAACUUCCCAUCAUUCUUCCGCACAGUGGCCAGUAACAUUUUCCAAAACCUGGCCCUCUCCCAGCUGAUUGGUCAGUUUGGUUGGACUUGGGUGGGGAUGUUGAUUGUAGAUAAUGACGUAGGAGAGCAGGGUGGACGAGUGAUAAGGGCCGAGAUAGAGAAAAGUGGAAGUUGUGUUGCUUUUUAUGAAAAGAUUCACCUCAGCUACUCUAAGAGACAAGUCCUAAGGGUGGUGGAUGUUAUAAGGGAAAGUUCUGUGAACAUCAUUAUCCUCCACAGCACUGAAGCCCACAUGAAAUCUCUUCUUGAUACCAUGUACGAUGAGGGAGUCACUGGGAAGAUUUUCAUUUCCUCCGUAUCAUUUACAAUAACGCCUGGACUUUUCUCCAAAAAAGCUUGGAAAGUGCUUAAUGGGACCAUUGGGUUAAUGCCUAUUACGGGUCAGAUGCCAGGAUUUGAGACUUUUCUUCAAAACUUACACCCUUCCUUAUACCGCACAUAUCCAUUUAUUAAACCAUUUUGGGAAACUGCUUUUAACUGCACUUGGACAAAUAGAGAAAUAAUACAAGACACAAGAGAUCCUGGCACUCAGCGGGCACCGUGUACACAAGCUGAAGAUCUUAAGGAGAUGAUACCUUCUUUAUUUGAGACAUAUGACCUCAGCUACACUUACCAUGCCUACCUGGCCGUAUAUGCCUAUGCUCAUACCCUGCAUAAUUUACUCCAGUGCCCAUCAGGGAGAAACUACCAGCCAUGUGGCAAUGUCAGCAGUAUUCGACCAUGGAAGGUUCUUACAUUUUUGAAGAAGACGCCAUUUCAUGCCCAGUCCGGAGACACUAUCACUUUUGAUGCCAAUGGAGACAUUUCUGCUUCAUAUGACAUUGUGACCAUCCAAAUCCUCAGCGGACAAUUCAAGCUUGUAACAGUGGGGUCAUUUCUUCCCAUGGAUGCAUCAGGUUACAAGAUACUCAUCAACAGCAGCCAGAUUCUUUGGAAUGAUAAGUUUUCCCAGGCCCCAGAGUCUGUGUGCAGUACCAGCUGCAUCCCUGGAUCCAGAAGAGUCCCCAGAAUAGGACAACCACUCUGCUGUUUUGACUGUGUGCCAUGCUCUGCCGGAGAGAUUUCUAAUAGCACAGAUGCCGUUGGGUGCUUGAAAUGCCCACAAGACCAGUGGUCAAAUGAAGAACAAAAUGGAUGUGUUCCAAAAAUAAUAGAAUUUUUGACAUAUCAAGAACCACUGGGACGUUUCCUGAUGUCAACGGCCUCUAUGUUUUCCUUUUUGGCUCUGUCCAUUUUACUGACUUUUAUUAGGUUUAAAGACACGCCAGUCAUCAAAGCGACCAACCGGGAGCUCAGCUACAUCUUGUUAGUGUCUCUCAUUCUCUGCUUCCUCUGCUGUUUGGUCUUCAUAGGUCAACCAACUAAGAUGACCUGCCUUCUGAGACAAACAUUCUUCAGUGUGGUCUUCUCUCUCUGCAUCUCCUCAGUCCUGGCAAAGACUAUCAUGGUAAUCUUUGCAUUUAAAGCCACCAGUCUUAACAGUCCCCUGAGGAAAUGGUUGGGACCUACAAUCCCACGUUACAUUGUAGGACUUUGCUCUGGGCUACAGAUUGUAAUUUGUUCUGUAUGGCUUAGUAAGUCUCCCCCCUUCCCAGCACUGAAUUUUCAGUUAGAAAAUCACAAGAUAAUAUUUGAGUGUAAUGAAGGACAUAAGUUGUUUUUUUACACAACUUUGGGGUUCAUGGGUUUCUUAGCCAUGAUAAGUUUCUUUGUGGCCUUUUUGGCAAGGAACCUUCCAGGAACCUACAACGAGGCCAAACUCAUUACCUUCAGCAUGCUGGUCUUCUGCUGUGUCUGGAUCUCUUUUAUCCCUGCCUAUCUGAGCACCAGUGGAAAAUAUACUGUAGCUGUGCAGGUAUUUGCCAUCUUGGCCUCUAGCACUGGACUUCUGAGCUGCAUUUUUCUCCCCAAAUGUUAUAUCCUACUUUUGAGACCAGAUAUGAAUAGACGCGAGUGUGUCGGAAGUAACACGUUUGGACAUUUGAGAUUGUAAUUACCGAUAUUGGCUUUGAGGCUGAGACGUUGAUGUAAAUAGUUGAAACCUUACGUUAAUGGUGUUAUAUUCCGAUACAGUCAAUCCAGUUGUGUCUAUGGUUGUAAAACAUCCAAUCAUUUCUGAUGUUUAUCUACUGGGACCCUCAGUCAUGAUCAAAAAUUGACCGCGAUGGAGGACAUAAAUGGAAUCCAAACAUGGUGGACACUACAACGUAGACCUCAUUUGUUGUGGUCAUAUUACUCUGUAAGAUUAUUUCAGAUGCCUGGUAAGAACUACUAAUGACUGUCGUUACUGUGACCACGAGUGGUCACUUGACAGAACGGCGUGGAAUUGUGGAGAACACAGUAAACUAUGAAUGAUACGAUAGGCUGAAUGCAUAAUACCAAUAAACCAUGGGAUAAGGAGCGCCAAUAGAUCUGUGAUUUAUGGGAGUCCAGGGGGUCUCAGAAUAUGAUGCUUGAAGGUUCACAUCACAUCCACUCCCCUGAUAGACCCUUAUGUGUCCGCAUAUCAGGCUCAGAGUUAGAGUGGAGGCAGCUGGAUCCCAGCAGGACAUAGUACAUAAGGCCAGGGAUGUGCAUCCUUGCAAUGUAAUGAUCUCAGAUAUCUCCUUUCCACACAAAGAGACCAGGUAAGUACGUUUGUAUGAUCAGUGAUUGUUUAAUGCUGCACAAUAAGUACAUUUUAACAUCCAGACGCCAGUGACCCCCGUACAACUCUACACCCCCCCACACACACCUUGUCUUCUCACAACUGGAUACAACAAUGUCUGUGUUUAUGUGCUGAGCCUUAAACUGCAUAACCUCCUGUACCUAGAGGAACAAGUAUACAGUACUUCAGAAGUUACCCUGGAGGCUGAAGCUGGGACACAAGGCAGGCAAAUUCCACACCGUCUAUACUGCUAGAAAAGGCAAGAACACCCCACAGUACUUACCUUAUUGGAACUGCUUGCCUGGGGUAUUCCUAUCUGAGACACUGAUCGUUAGGAUAUGCCAUCAAUGUCAGAUCUGAGUUGUGACCAGUCACUGCAAUGGGAGUACCAAAAACAGCAGAUAGCUGUCUCUUCCAGCAAUCUCAUAGAGGUGGAGAGGUGGUCCUUGCAUGCACGGUGCGCUCUCUUCGUUCAUCGCUA
Molecule: messenger RNA, 4278 nt
Organism: Bufo gargarizans (Asiatic toad)
Lineage: Eukaryota; Metazoa; Chordata; Amphibia; Anura; Bufonidae
Product: extracellular calcium-sensing receptor-like
Exons: 6
Coding region: 522-3143 (873 amino acids)
Biological process (GO): G protein-coupled receptor signaling pathway
Cellular component (GO): membrane
Molecular function (GO): G protein-coupled receptor activity
Source: RefSeq, a predicted model, not a curated record